Messenger RNA from Myxocyprinus asiaticus (Chinese sucker), 3347 nucleotides. RefSeq names its product coactivator-associated arginine methyltransferase 1 (gene carm1). Gene Ontology annotation, biological process: peptidyl-arginine methylation. The coding region runs from base 45 to 1811 and encodes 588 amino acids. Lineage: Eukaryota; Metazoa; Chordata; Actinopteri; Cypriniformes; Catostomidae. Gene Ontology annotation, molecular function: protein-arginine N-methyltransferase activity. The transcript is spliced from 16 exons. The record is from RefSeq and is a predicted model, not a curated record.
CUGAGCCGCUGCGAGCUGCCUGUCUGUCUCUCCCCAGAUCGAAGAUGGCGGUGUCCGUGUUCUCAAGCGUGCGCCUCCUCUCCAUCGGAGACGCCAAUGGAGACAUACAGCGACAUUCAGAGCAGCAGCCUCUACGACUGGAGAUCAAAACCAGCCAAGACGCGGCUCUUAUAAGCCUCUCGAACAAUGAGGACACAUGUGUGUUUAAGUGUUCGGUGUCACGGGAGACGGAGUGCAGUCGUGUUGGGAAGCAGUCCUUCAUCAUUACUCUGGGCUGUAACAGUGUCCUCCUGCAGUUUGCAUCUCCAGCAGAUUUCUCGUCGUUCUAUAACCUCCUGAAAAAUUGCUGUGGACACAGGGGCGAACGCUCAGUCUUCAGUGAAAGGACGGAGGAGUCCUCAGCUGUACAGUAUUUUCAGUUUUAUGGCUACCUCUCUCAGCAACAGAACAUGAUGCAGGAUUACGUCCGAACUGGAACAUAUCAACGGGCCAUCCUCCAGAACCACACCGACUUCAAGGAUAAAGUGGUUUUGGAUGUAGGUUGCGGCUCUGGGAUUCUAUCAUUUUUCGCAGCUCAGGCCGGAGCCCGUAAAGUCUAUGCUGUGGAGGCCAGCACCAUGGCUCAACAUGCAGAGGUGCUUGUGAACAGUAACAGGCUGUCAGAACGUGUUGUAGUGAUUCCUGGGAAAGUGGAGGAGGUGACCCUACCUGAGCAGGUGGACAUCAUCAUCUCUGAACCCAUGGGCUACAUGCUGUUCAACGAAAGAAUGCUGGAGAGCUAUCUACAUGCCAAGAAAUUCCUCAAGCCCAGUGGCAAAAUGUUUCCCACAAUUGGAGACGUUCACCUCGCCCCUUUCACAGAUGAGCAGCUUUACAUGGAGCAGUUUACUAAGGCCAAUUUCUGGUAUCAGCCAUCUUUCCAUGGGGUGGAUUUGUCUGCACUGAGAGGAGCUGCGGUAGAUGAAUACUUCAGACAGCCUAUUGUGGACACUUUUGAUAUCAGGAUCCUGAUGGCCAAAUCAGUGAAAUAUACAGUCAACUUUUUAGAGGCUAAAGAAGAGGAUCUUUACAAGAUAGAAAUCCCCUUCAAAUUCCAUAUGAUGCACUCAGGGCUUGUGCACGGGCUGGCUUUCUGGUUUGACGUGGCAUUCAUAGGAUCAGUGAUGACUGUGUGGCUCUCUACAGCUCCCACAGAACCCCUCACUCACUGGUACCAGGUGCGCUGUUUGCUGCAGUCACCUCUCUUUGCCAAGGCAGGUGAUACUAUGUCAGGCACCGCGCUUCUAAUCGCCAACAAGAGACAAAGCUAUGACAUUAGUGUUGUUGCUCAAGUAGACCAGACAGGCUCCAAGUCCAGCAAUCUACUUGAUCUCAAAAACCCCUUCUUCCGGUACACAGGCACAACACCGGCCCCUCCUCCAGGUUCACACUAUACCUCCCCCUCCGAGAACAUGUGGAAUACUGGGGGAACCUACAGCAUGAGCCAGGGCAUGGCUGUAUCGGGGAUGCCUGCAGCCUAUGACCUCAGCACUGUCAUUGGUGGCAGUGGGUCAACGGUGUCCCACAACAAUCUCAUCCCCCUUGGUACAGACACGCAUGCACUGAACACAGGCAUUGUGAACCACACUCACUCCAGAAUGGGCUCAAUUAUGAGCACAGGAAUCGUCCAGGGGGCCACAACUGCCCAGCAGGGUCCCAGCAGCAGCAGUUCUCAUUACCCAGUCACCAACCAGUUCACCAUGGGCGGCCCCGCUAUCUCCAUGGCAUCUCCUAUGGCCAUCCCCAGCAACACCAUGCACUAUGGGAGCUAAGGCCAACGGACAGCCUCUGCAUGUCCAGCCCCUCACCCUAACACCCCCCCCUCUUCAAACCGACUGCAGCCAAAUUCAGAAUACCAAAACAAGUGCACCAGUCUCUGAUCAUCACUUUAUCCUCCCUCUAUACAUAUAUAGAUAUACAUGUAUACGAAUAUAUAAUCUACAUUCUAUCUCUUCCUCUCACUGGUGUUUUAUUCGUACAUAUCCGUCCCGUGGCCCUAUAAUGUCAGUGCACACAGACAUUUGGCCAGUCAACAAGUCUGAGGUGUGUCACCGUUACUCUUCCCCACUACAACACACACAGCGCCUGUUCCACAACAAGACACUAGGCAGCAGCACUUGUUUGUUAGUAUGGUGAAAAAGCACAAACCAGAGACUCAAAACGCAAUGGAACAGGACUCGGACGGAAGAACGGUCGCUGGCAACGGGACAGUAUUGUUUUUUAUUUGUAAAUGCUUAACAGAUGCGCACAUAUUUCUUGUCAAACUCCCACCUUUUUAGGUGCACAAAUGCUGUCACUGACUGUGGAUAUGAACUCGAGAUCCAUUGCAGGAUCUUGCCACUUCCUUAGCCUCUGAACCAGUUCUGCUCCUUUGAAACUACACUCUUGACUUUUAUGUUUCUCAUGACAUCACCUGGACAUCGCAUCUUUAUUCGUUCAGCAUGGGCUUUAGACAGCCAGCUAGAUGUUUGUAACCUCCCAUCGCUCACCAGAAGAGUUGAACACAUGCUGUAGAUGCUCGCAAAGCUGCCUGUAGACAACCAUAGCAUAGAUAGAGAUCGUCUUUUUAUUCCAUGUCUGACUGUUCAUUGCGUUCAUGUGUGUUUUAAUGUAGUGCAGUCUCGCAUUGUGUUGCUUGGUGUUCCCUGAGGUGAAUCCUGAGCAUGGUUUAUCAAGACCACUUCUGUCAACUGCCUACCCCAACAUCAUGCAAAUCUGACUCUCUUAUAAUUGACUGAAAUUGAAUUUAGUCAGCCAGUUUAUAAGGAUGCACAGGUUUCAGGAAAAUAAGACCAGCCCCAAACCCUCAGCUAUCAGCCAAGGAGGACAACGGAGGCUAAGAAGGACAGACGGCAUUGGAGGGAGGAAGACUGAAGGAUGAAUAUUAUAAAUAGUGAGGUCUGUGGACACAUGCCGACCGCUGCAGCAGGACAGCUGUUUUGGAAUGGAAGUAUCCUAGUUUACAUCCCCAAACCCUUUUUUGUCAACUUCAGUGUGUUGUGUGACUUGUAAGAGAAAAGAGGGGAAUAGGUUCCUGACUAGCUAUAACUCUCCUCGUCUUUUCCUUCCCUAUCACUCUCCCUUCCUUUCCCUCCCACACUGGGGAUAUGAUAGCCCCCAUCAAAGACUUUGCAAGCAAUGUAUACAACUUCAGUCACAUUUUCAGUUAAUUUGGGUUUGAUUUAGCAACUAUCAUGAGACAAAACAACCAUGUCUGCUAGUUUGUAGAAUACAUUUUUUUUUUUUCUUUCACAAAAAAGCAUCAGACAAAAAAAGGAGCAAAUUAAAUGUUGGAUAAGUCUCAAAAA